AUGUCAGACAGAUAUCAGCAGUCUGGGUCGUACCACUACGACCCCAGGCAGGUGUAUACGAUGCCAGAAAAUUCAAAUUCAGACCAGUCGAUCAACUUUCAGCAGCCGCCGCCAGCUGCACACGAAUCAUUCUCGAGAUCGCGCCAAACCUCGAACUACAUCCCAGCAGAGGAGGACUACUACAGUGAAAGACCCUCCAAUAUAUUCACCGCACCACAGCCGCCAUCCCUCCAGCCAUUGGGCCAUCAACUGCAGAACACGCUGGGAAGUCCUUUCUACGACGAGCCACAUCUUAGCAACUACGAACUAAACGAUUUCCACGACUAUAACAACUACGAUGCACAACUGCAACCAUUGCACCAUCUGUACAACCAUGCGUUUGUGCCCAACGUCUAUGCCGAUGAUGAUGACGAUGAAAACGACUUCGACCAGCGAAUCCACUACGGGGAUUUUGAAGGUGAAAAUUACGAUGCUUUCCAGCCGGUGAUCAUCCAGCCAAGCGAAGAAGAAUUGGUGGACUUGAACGAUCCUGAUGAAGACGCGAUCUCUUCGCCUUUUGGCGACGGUGAUGAUGAGACCUUAGACAAACCGCCUCCGGAUGGAGAACAGCCACAGAGAUACCACAGAACUGAAAUUCAAGGUCACAACGGUCAUUUGGUCUUAGAUUGUCCUGUGGCCACCGAAUUGUUGAGUAAAUUCCUGAAUUAUAACCCGGCAAUCAAAGAAGGAGGGGGUUUGCCAAGAGAGUUCUCCCAUAUGAGAUACACUGCUGUCACCUGUGGACCCUCCAAUUUCGAGAACCAAAGAUAUGUCUUAAGACCUGUCCAUUACCCUGCUCCAAGACAAACUGAGAUGCUUGUCGUCAUCACCAUGUAUAAUGAAGACGAUAUUUUAUUAGCUAGGACAUUAAAGGGUGUUUUCAAAAACAUUAAGCAUUUGGAAAGUAGAACAAGAUCAAACGUGUGGGGAAAGGACUCAUGGAAAAAGGUUGUUGUGUGCAUAGUCAGUGAUGGUAGAUCCAAGAUUAAUGAAAGAGCACAAGCACUUUUAGCUGGUUUGGGGGUAUAUCAAGAAGGGUUGGCCAAAUCUAGUGUCGAUGACCAAAAGGUCCAGGCCCAUGUCUACGAAUAUACCACGAGAGUUGGUAUUUCUUCCGUAGAGGACACAGUAAAAUUGACCACUGAAAAGAUUGUCCCCGUGCAACUUUUGUUUUGUCUUAAAGAAAACAAUGCUAAGAAAAUUAAUUCCCAUAGAUGGUGUUUCCAAGCAAUUUCUCAAGUACUUCAGCCAAAUAUUGUCGUUUUACUUGAUGCUGGUACCCAGCCAACAGGUAAAUCCUUGUAUUACUUAUGGAAAGAAUUCGACAGAGACCCUCAAGUCGCUGGUGCAUGUGGAGAGAUUAAGGCAUCAUUGAAGAAGCGUCAAAUUUUGACCAAUCCAUUGGUUUACGGACAAAAUUUUGAAUAUAAGAUUUCGAAUAUUUUAGAUAAGCCCACGGAAUCUGUAUUUGGAUUCAUUUCUGUGUUACCAGGGGCCUUCUCCGCAUACAGAUACAUUGCUCUUUUGAACGAUGUAAACGGUAAAGGUCCCUUAGAGAAGUACUUUAAGGGAGAAUUCUUGCAUAGUAGUGGAGAACUUGAUCCAAAUGAUGACGAGUACAUAUUAAAGAAAGAACAAUUGAAGGAAGAAGCUGGUAUUUUCACUUCCAAUAUGUACUUGGCUGAAGAUAGAAUUUUAUGUUUCGAAUUGGUAGCCAAAAGAGGUUGUUCUUGGGUGUUAAGAUAUUGUAAGAGUGCAAGUGCUGAAACCGAUGUACCAGAACAUUUGGCUGAGUUUAUAUUACAAAGAAGAAGAUGGCUUAAUGGUUCGUUUUUUGCCGCUAUUUAUGCUUUGGCUCAUUUCCCCAAACUUUGGACAUCCUCGCAUUCAUUUGGUAAGAAAUUUUUCCUCCAUAUUGAAUUCUUCUAUCAAUUUUUGAAUUUAGUUGUGUCAUGGUUUUCUAUUGGUUCCUAUUUCUUAGUCUUCAGGAUUUUGACAACUUCAUUGUCAGACUCUGAUUUGAAUUUUGCACCAGGAAAUGUUUUGUCGGUGAUUUUCCUAUGGCUUUAUUUAGCUUCUAUUGUCACCACGUUUGUUUUAAGUUUCGGUAAUACCCCGAAGGGUACAGAGAAGUUUUAUAUUGUGAUUGUUAUUUUCUUUGCCAUAUUAAUGGCGUAUAUGAUUUUUGCGGCUAUUUUUAUGGCUGUACAUUCGAUCCAAUCUAUAUACGCUUCGGGUGCCAUUACUGCUGCAACGUUUUUCAAAAACGAAGAGUUUAGAGAUUUGGUGGUUGCUACGGCAUCUACUUAUGCAUUAUACUUCAUUGCCUCGUUCCUUUAUUUUGAACCUUGGCAUAUGUUCACAUCAUUCGCUCAAUACAUCUUGCUUUCGCCAGCAUAUAUCAAUGUUUUGAAUAUCUACGCUUUCUGCAAUAUCGAUGAUAUUUCUUGGGGUACUAAAGGUGAUACCGGUGCCACAGAUUUGGGUGUGGCCAAGGUUAAGGAUGAUGGUACAUUCGACGUUCAAAUUCCAAUCAGAGCGGAAGAAAUCAACCAAUCUUACUUGAAUCAAUUAGAAAAGAUUAAAAGACCAAUACCUCCUGACAAUGGUCCACAUAAGAGAUCAAACGAAGAUUAUUAUGCCUUCGUCAGAUCUAUGACAGUAUUGGUGUGGAUGUUUUCCAACUUUGUGAUUAUUGCAUUAGUUUUAGAGACUGCAGGUAUCAAUCAAUUGUCUACUUCUACUACCGAAUCAAGAUCAACCAUUUUCUUGACGGUUAUUUUAUGGACAGUUGCCUUUAUGGCUCUUUUCAGAUUUAUCGGAUGUGUAUUAUACUUGAUACAGAGAUUCAUUGGUAAAUUCAAAGCUUCGAAGCUGGCAAGAAUGGUGAAGGUAUAG
Messenger RNA from Dujonia railenensis, 2937 nucleotides. Lineage: Eukaryota; Fungi; Ascomycota; Pichiomycetes; Serinales; Debaryomycetaceae. The record is from the annotation of a GenBank genome assembly.